ACGGUAAUAUAGGAACAACAGAGGAGCUGCGCUAACAAAAGCGGACUGUUUUUCCCGCAAUGUUUGAGGUCUGUUCCAUCAUACCACACAGUGAUGUUCAGUGAAGCCAUGAAUGAAGUUGAGGAGAAACAUCAGUGUCAGAAACCUCAGAAUCUUGUAAUGCAAGAAAUGUCUUCUAGUAGUUUGCAGAAGAACACGAUUUUCUUUCCAAAAUGGAAGCAAAGAACAGAAGCAGGCGAGCCUUUCACCUGCUGUCACUGUGGAAAGAGUUUCAAACAGAAAUGUUAUCUUCAGGUCCACAUGAGAACUCACACUGGAGAGCGUCCAUACACAUGUCCACAGUGUGGAAAGAGUUUUAAACACAAAUCAAAUCUUGAGGUGCACAUGAAAAUUCACACUAAAGAGCGCCCAUACACAUGUCCACAGUGUGGAAAAGGUUUCAGAGAGAAAUCAUCGCUUGAGGAGCACAUUAGAAUUCACACUGAAGAGCGCCCAUAUGCGUGUCCUCAGUGUGGAAAGAGAUUCACACAGAAAAAUCAUCUUAAGGUGCAUGUGAGAAUUCACACUGAAGAGCGACCAUACGUGUGUUCUCAGUGUGGAAAGAGUUUCAAACGCAAAUCAACGCUUAACGACCACGUGAGAAUUCACACUGGAGAGCGUCCAUACACAUGUACUCAGUGUGGAAAGAGAUUUAAACAAAGAUCAACGCUUGAGGUUCACUUGAGAAUUCACACUGAAGAGCGCAGAUAUGUUUGUCCUCAGUGUGGAAAGAGUUUUACACAGAAAAAUUAUCUUGAGGAGCACAUAAGAAUUCACACCGGAGAGCGACCAUACUCAUGUACUCAGUGUGGAAAGAGUUUGACACACAAAUUAACGCUUGAGAGGCACAUGAUAAUUCACAAUGAAGAGCGCCCUUACCAAUGUCUUCAGUGUGGAAAGAGUUUUAAACGCAAAACAACGCUUGAUGAGCACUCGAGAACUCACACUGGAGAGCGACCAUACACAUGUACUCAGUGUGGAAAGAGUUUCAGACAGAGAUCAACACUUGAGAGGCACAUUAAAAUUCACAGUGAAGAGCGCAGAUACGCAUGUACUCAGUGUGGAAAGAGUUUUAAACAGAAAUCAAAUAUUGAAGUCCACAUGAGAAUUCACACUGGAGAGCGUCCACACACAUGUACUCAAUGUGGAAAGAGUUUCAGACAGAAACAUCAUCUUAAGGCGCACCUGACAGUUCACACCGAAGAGCGCUGAAACACGUGUCCUCAGUGUGGAAAGACUUUGAUAAAGAAAACAAGUCUUGAGGAAAAUUCACCCUGGCGAGUGUCCAUGGCUGCACGAUUAAAGACCAGUAAAAUUGUGUACAAAUACAAAGACAUAAAUGAGAUCAACGUUUUACAUUAAAUUCACAAUAAUGUGUCUAAAAACCUUUCAGGGGGUAGACAGGGGUAGAAGUAACGCAUUAGAACUACUCGUAAUUAUACGUGUACUUUGUUAAGCUAAUACUUCUACUUUGCUACUUGUAAAAUCACAUUCGUUACUGCUCACAUACGAUUUUGAAUUAAUAUUCAAACCUUUCACCGGCAUUUUGGUAGCUAAUAAAGAUAUCAGACCGUACAUGGACCAAUAGAUUUUGAACCGAAAAGGAACGGAAGGAUUUGGUGAACUGAUCAUGGGGCAGGCUCAGACAAAUAGGUUUGGAGAAGCACAUUGAUAUUCAAGACAGCAACAUUAAAUAUAGUGAAAGACAGAAACACUGGUGUUGUUGUUACUCCCCCUCGUGUCAUCUAAGAUAUAGGUGACAUUGUUUCCAAUGUAGUACAGUAAAGAAAUUCAUUAGAUGAAAUCGUGUGCUUUGGUCAUUCAUACAAUGCAAGCGCCGUCAAAAAGCAUAUAUGGGCAAAGUAAUCCCUGCACCUCCUGCCGAUAUAUUAAUGUCUUAUGAAGCAAAUUAUGAGAUACAAGAAACUGAACAUUAUUUACAACAUUAUAACUGAUAAUGCAUAUAACAUUAAGCAAUCAGUCCACGUAUAUAUUUCAGUAAAUGCCGAUUGUGCGUAAAGAGAAAACUGCGUUUCUGUAUUUCCCCUUUUGCCAAGUGUCAUUCAAAAUGACUUUCACGUGUCACCCUGCACGACUUUCAAUCUAACGUAUUUUGAAACGUGGUAUUUUUCAUAUUUAUAAAUAUAUAUCAAUGCAAUCUGAUGGAAUUCGUACCUAUUUUAUGAGGCGGCUCAUUCGUAUGAAUUCCUACGAUCUUAUGUGUAUGUUUUAUUAUAAUUAGAUUUUGCCCCUGUGAUGUUAGGUUUAAGGGCGGGGUUAGGGUGGACCUUUAUCACUACUUUGCCACCUCGUAAAACUUGUGUGUUUUUAGCUAAAUUUGCUGUGAUUUUAGUGUUUGGGUGAGGUAAGUUGAUGGUUAGCCACCUACUAAAAUAUGUACCACUUCCUUUGAUAUCAGGCUAUAAUUACAUGAAUGUACUUUGAACCAAUAUACACGCUGUCUUUGCGGUGUAUUGAAAGUUGUCCUAAAUUACACAAAAAAAUAUUGUGCUGAAUGACACGAGAAAGGGGGAUUGAUUCAAAAUUUUAAUGUCCCUUCUUAGAGAGAAGGAAAUAUGGAAUGUGAUGUUUCAGAUGUGCCUGCAGUUUGGACUUUGAGGCGGCGUAUAGGGUUUAAAUCAAACUGCGCUUAUGAAUACAUAUAUAAAAGCGUGCAUACACAUAUAUACAUUGCUCACAUAUACAUGUAUACUAUUGGAUGUUCAAGCAAACACAUAUGAAAAACAUGUGCGCACUAAUGUGAAAUCCAUACCAAUACAUCUUAUGUUAGUAAUGCAUGCAUGUACACUUUUUCGCACAUACAUAAACUCGAUGCGUGCAAACACACCUACACAAUACUCGCACAUACAAACUCUGUGUACAUACACAUGUAUAAAACACUGUGGGCCUGCAGCUGCAGAUCGUUAAUCUUGCGAUAGUGAGAGGUGUGUAUUUGUUUGUUCACAGCAUUUCAGUGAUGGAUGUUAUAUAAACGCUGGAUAAAAUGCUGGAUUUAGAGAUGGUUUGAAACCGAUAGAUGGCGCAGUCCCAGUGCUAAAAGAUGCCGGACAUAAACUGCAGUCAUAUGUCUGUGUUUUGUUGGCAAUGGGUGCGCACGUGCUUCAGUUCCGACCCCCACCAAUUUGAGUAAAAUCACAGGCUUCACUUAUCCGUGCGAAUGCACCGCAUGAAAUACAGAUGUGGAGAGGUGAAUAGGGCGAAUGUGUAGCCUAACGUUAACCAAAUUCACAGAAGGCUCCAACUAAGUUUACUAUGCAAACUACUAUCCAAUCAUAGCAGUGGGCAUUUACUUCCAAGUCUUGAAUGCGGCACGCCCAUUAAAACCGAGCGCUUGUCGAGGUAGAACCCGGGUAGAAAAUAGCCUAUUACUUAUUGAUUUUGAUGUUUUUGAAUGUGAAAACCACGUGAACGUCAUAAGUAGACCUCAUACAACAGUAUAAAACAAUAAAAAGGCCACUUCAUGACGUCUUUAAAUGAACACAUGAAACUGGAUUUUUUUCCAAUUAUAUACUGUUUUGGCAACAUCUGAAGUCUGUACGCUAAAUAAGAGAUUUAACACGUGUGACGUGCCUGUGGACCAUCCCUCUUCAGCCGGCGGAGGGGGUGGGACUUUUUGUACGUAGAAUUCAAGACACCUGUGAAGAACUUUAAAAGAGGGGAGCUUCCCGAAGACCGGGCGGCAUUUUCUCUGUUGCCCCUUUGCUUGGCCUUUGUUCUAAUUUGGGUUGGCCUUUUGUUUUGUUUAGUUAUUUUGUUUAUGGAUUAGCUUACUUAUAUGUUUGCUUAUAGUUUGAUUUAGGACAAAUAUGUCCUUAUUUUAUUUUGAAUGGAAUUUUUAAUGUUUAUUUUGUGAAUAAACCUUUUUUACUUUAA
Messenger RNA from Triplophysa rosa, 3933 nucleotides. Its product is annotated as gastrula zinc finger protein XlCGF26.1-like. The transcript is spliced from 2 exons. The coding region runs from base 94 to 1251 and encodes 385 amino acids. The record is from RefSeq and is a predicted model, not a curated record. NCBI's taxonomy places the organism in Eukaryota, Metazoa, Chordata, Actinopteri, Cypriniformes, Nemacheilidae.